AUGUCUGCCGCCAGAAACCUCCAAAAGGCCCUGCGCCCUCUGGCUCGCCAGGUGGCCUCCCCCGCCGUCCAGAGACGCACCUUCGUUGCCGCCGCCGGUGCUGUCCGCGCUGCUGCCGUCUCCCGCGCCGCUGCCCCCGUUGCUAAGCAGCAGACCCGCGGUGUCAAGACCAUCGACUUUGCCGGUCACAAGGAGGAUGUCUACGAGCGUGCCGACUGGCCCGUUGAGAAGCUCCAGGACUACUUCAAGAACGACACUCUCGCUCUCAUCGGCUACGGCUCCCAGGGUCACGGCCAGGGUCUUAACCUCCGUGACAACGGCAUCAACGUCAUCAUUGGUGUCCGCAAGGAUGGCAAGUCGUGGAAGGAUGCCAUUCAGGACGGCUGGGUUCCCGGCAAGAACCUCUUCGAGGUCGACGAGGCCAUCUCCAAGGGUACCAUCAUCAUGAACCUGCUCUCGGAUGCCGCUCAAUCCGAGACCUGGCCUCACAUCAAGCCCCAGAUCACCAAGGGCAAGACCCUCUACUUCUCCCACGGUUUCUCCCCCGUGUUCAAAGAUCUCACCAAGGUCGAGGUCCCCACUGACGUCGACGUCAUCCUCUGCGCCCCCAAGGGUUCCGGCCGCACCGUCCGCUCCCUUUUCAAGGAGGGCCGUGGCAUCAACUCCUCCUUCGCCGUCUACCAGGAUGUGACCGGCAAGGCCAAGGAGAAGGCCAUCGCCAUGGGUGUUGCCAUUGGCUCCGGCUACCUCUACGAGACCACCUUCGAGAAGGAGGUCUACUCUGACCUCUACGGUGAGCGCGGCUGCCUCAUGGGUGGUAUCCACGGCAUGUUCCUCGCCCAGUACGAGGUUCUCCGUGAGCGCGGCCACUCCCCCAGCGAGGCUUUCAACGAGACCGUUGAGGAGGCUACCCAGUCCCUCUACCCCCUCAUUGGUGCCUACGGCAUGGACUGGAUGUUCGACGCCUGCUCCACCACCGCCCGCCGCGGUGCCAUUGACUGGACUCCCAAGUUCAAGGACGCCCUCAAGCCCGUCUUCAACAACCUCUACGACUCGGUCAAGGACGGCUCCGAGACCAAGCGCUCCCUCGAGUACAACUCCCAGCCCGACUACCGUGAGAAGUACGAGAAGGAGCUCGAGGAGAUCCGCAACCUCGAGAUCUGGCGCGCCGGCAAGGCCGUCCGUGCCCUCCGCCCCGAGAACACCAAGUAAGGUGUUUGAAGGAGUGUUGUGGUGUUGAUGGUGGUGGUGGUGGGUUGAUUGGUUUCUGGUCCAGGAAAACAAAAACAGUUUAUGAUACUCUGGUCAUGGGAUUGGGAGCAGAAAAAGGUUCACGGAAAAUGGACUUGUGUGCCCAAACACUAGGGGAUACGGGAUAUACCUCGGGCAAAUGGGGAUCAAAAAGCCUUGAUUCGUUUUGCGGCCAUUGCGAUGUUUUUUCAUUUUUCUCAAGUUUUUCUUUCAGUUAAUGGGUGGUUCUUGUACAUAUAUACCUGAUGAAUGCAUUUCGGAGUUGACAUGGAGAGAACUUUUGUUUCAAGGUUUAUGUGUGCUUUAUGUGAGGUGAUGUGGUUGGAUGUGUAGGAUCCACCUCGGAACGUCGAUUGAAUAUCGAGCGUUGUCAAGUUAAGCAGCAAUCAAGUCAACUUGGUGAAGUAAAUCAUUAUGGAAAUUUGGUGGUGUUUACAGCAGUGAUUUCUAUCUUUUGGUUUCAGACUCCUCUAGUCCAACAUUUACUGGUCCUUGAACAGCUCCCCCAAUGCAGCCAAACUCACAUUUCCACCACUAAAUACCACCCCCAGAUCCCACCCCUCCUCUCCCCCUUCCUGCUCAACCAUUUUCCUAAAAUCCUCGUUAUACAGCGCAACUGCUAAGCCGACCACAGCAGAGGGCUCAACCACCACCUUGAGGCGCUCAUACACCAGCCUCAUGGCCGCCCUGAUCUGGUCCUCGGUGACGGAGUACAUCCCGUCGACCAACCUCCUUUCAUAAAUGAUACUCCAGGGUAUCUUGCCCACCGGCGUCCUCAGCCCAUCACCAAUGGUCAGCGACUUGACGGCCUCGACUCUCUUACCAGAGUAAUAUCCCCUCUUGCCGUCGUCUGCCCCCUCAAAGGAGGGCUCAGCACCAAAGACUUUUGUCUCGCUCUCGGAGCAGGCGAGGGCGGUGCCGGAGAGGAGACCGCCGCCUCCGC
Molecule: messenger RNA, 2194 nt
Organism: Podospora bellae-mahoneyi
Lineage: Eukaryota; Fungi; Ascomycota; Sordariomycetes; Sordariales; Podosporaceae
Gene: ILV5
Product: Bifunctional acetohydroxyacid reductoisomerase
Exons: 4
Coding region: 1-1212 (403 amino acids)
Biological process (GO): L-valine biosynthetic process
Cellular component (GO): mitochondrion
Molecular function (GO): ketol-acid reductoisomerase activity
Source: RefSeq, a predicted model, not a curated record